Molecule: messenger RNA, 6127 nt
Organism: Anthonomus grandis grandis
Lineage: Eukaryota; Metazoa; Arthropoda; Insecta; Coleoptera; Curculionidae
Product: ribonuclease Oy
Exons: 4
Coding region: 261-1145 (294 amino acids)
Biological process (GO): RNA catabolic process
Cellular component (GO): extracellular region
Molecular function (GO): ribonuclease T2 activity; RNA binding
Source: RefSeq, a predicted model, not a curated record
AAACAAUAUUCAACAAAUAAAAUAUUUUUUUAAUUGACUGACAAUAUUGGAUUACAUCACAUAAAAUUGAUAAUUUAGUGGCCUAAGCUAUUAUCAGUUAAUUAAUUAUGCUAUUGUCCCUAUUUCAAUAUUAUUGGUUUAUUGUUUUAUCAAAUCAAACGCAUAUUGAUAUUUAAGUAGAAACAUUUCUCAACAUCUAAUUAGGCUUAGACAAAGAAGUUUCAACAUAAAAAAGUAGUUAGUAGCAGAUCCUUGCAGUCAUGAUGAUAAUUUAUUUUACAAUAGCUAUUAAUUUCUUGUCCCUCUUACAUUUUGGGGAACCACAGGCUUACAAGUACAAGCCCCAACCAACUCCCUACCAUGACUGGGAUUAUCUUAUAUUUUCCCAAAGAUGGCCUUUAACUGCAUGUACAGAAUGGGAAGAAGCUAAGAGUGGAAAUACUUGCAAUUUGCCUAAACCUAAGGAUUCAUGGACAAUUCAUGGAAUAUGGCCUACAAAAACAGGUCACGAGGGACCUCUUUACUGUCCCUCAGCCAUUCACUUUAACCCAGAAGAACUGACCACAAUGCUUAACGAUUUAAACAACUUUUGGACCAAUGUCGAAGCAAACACAAAACCAAACUCGUUCUGGGCACACGAAUGGAACAAACAUGGCACAUGCGCUUCAGUUCUACCUCAAUUCGAUAGUGUAACGAAUUACUUUAAGAUGGGCUUAAAAUUACGCUCACAGUAUGACCUAACUACGAUUUUAAACAAAGGGGGUGUUACACCUGGAAAUAAUGGCUACGAUGUUGCGUUGAUCUAUAGUGUUAUUAAAAAUGCGAUAAAUAAGGAGCCUAGUAUACAGUGCGUUAUAGAUAGGAAAACCAAGGAGUCCUAUAUUAACGAGAUUAGGAUAUGUUUUGAUAAGAAUUUAAAUCUUAUGGACUGCGAUCCAGCUUCUCCCAUCCAGCGCAUGCGCUAUGGACUAAACACGAACUGCAACCAAAAGAAACCGGUGCGAUACAUCGACAAUGUCCCCGUGCCCAACUUAAACUCCGAUAACUACAACAAGGAAAUCGAUAUAAAAAAAUACUACGACCAACAAGCGCGAUUCACCCGGCUCUACCAACUUUUCAGGACGAUAUUCUGGAUGACUAUAUAGGAAAACUAUUUAGAUACUAUCUUAGAGGUACUUAAUUAUUUAAAUUAUAUUUUUCGGUAAACAUUUUUGAGAAUAUUAAACUAAAAAGAAAGUGAACUGAUGUAGAUAGCUCUUUUGUAAAUACUUUGGUUGUUUUAAUGAUGCAAAAUGGUUAGUGUUUCUAUAGUUAAAUAAUAUCGGUUUAGCUAAGGGUCUUAAUGGCCUAAUUUCAUCUUAAGUUGUAUUAAAUCGUUAUAGUUUUUUUUGCGCCAUAUUUUAUGUUGAAACGUUGGAGAAAGUAACAGGAAUAAAUUGACUUACCGAGUUCAGAUUGAAAUCAUUUAUAGCUGUAUAUACAGGGUUAUCCAAAUUAAGUGUCCAUCGGUAAUUUUGUUAUUAAUGAAAAUACAAAGUUAAAUACAAUUUAAAUUUGCAAACUAGUAGUAUUUUUAACGCUGGUAAAAAUGAGAAAAAACAAAAAUCAAUUGAGAAUCGUAUUUUUGAAUUUUUCAGUAAAAUAACAUUUUUUUAAUAGAAACCCCUGUACAUUAUAUUUUUUUAGUUAAAACAUCAAAUUUUAAACAGAAAAAGUUUAUAAUGAUUUUUCUCCUAGGUUAUAAAUUAAUGAAAUUAUGACACCCAAACGGAAACAAUUAAAUUGUGUUUAUUUUUAACAUCAACUUAUAAUCUUACAAAAUAAAAUAACAAUUUUUUUUAAAGAAGAUGUUUGAAAACACCACCUUGUUCUUCAAUACAUUUUUGGGCACGUUUUUCAACUGCUCAAACUGUUUUAAGUAUGGUCCUACGAUCUAUUUGAGUUAUCUUUUCCCUAACUGCAACUUUUAAAGCGUCGACGUUACCGUACCUUCGCUUGUAAAUUUGGUUCUUUAAGUAACACCACAAGAAGUAAUCAAAUGGGGUUAGAUCUGGCGAUCUGGGAGGCCACAUCUUUCUAUCCACUAAUCAUUAAAAGUAGUACUUAGAAAAUGAUAAGUACCUCUAUAGUUAUGGGCAGGUGCGGCAUCUUGCUGAAUGAUGUCUACUUAUAAGAUCCAAUUCGCCUAAGAAAUUAUUUAAAAUUUCCGUCAUAAAUCCACAUAUCUUUCACCCCUUAGGGUGCCCUCAUAAAAGAAUAGGCCAACAAUUUUUGAACCAAUUAUACCGCACCAAACAUUAAAAUUGAAACGGACUUGUGCACCUCUGCCAUGAACUCUUGACCAAUAAUUGUGGUGUCUUCUAUUAAAAAUUCCAGAAUUUGAGAAAGUUGAUUCAUCUGUCCAUUAUAUCAAAAAACAAGUCUUUUCUCUGGAUCCCCUGCUAAAAGCGUUUGAACUGGUUAGUACUUAUAUGGAAUAAAUUUGUACUUUUGUAAAAUCCUUUGAACGGUACCAUAACUGAAAUUAGAGCUUCGAAAUAUCCAAUAACUGCAAUUUCCGUGGCCUCGCUUGGUAUGAAUUCUUGGAACAUAUCGUUUCUACGGUUGAAUGCGAGGGGUAUAUAAUUUAGUGUACAAUAAAUAAAUACUACACUAAAUAACAUUCUAACAUAUCACGUUGUUCUUCAUGAGAGAAAAUCAUUUUUCUUAAAAUUAAUAACUGACACAAUAAAGCAUGUAAUGCUUGACAUAUGAUUUUAUAAAAAAAAAACAGUUAUUUAUUUCCAACCCAAUUACAGGUAAGAAUAAAAACAAUUACCAAAAUAUGUAUAAAAAUGAAAAAUCAAAAUGCUUAACAUUCUAUAUACUUAAACAGACUAUAUAUAUACUACAUACUAGAAAGACUCUGCAUCACCUAUUUACUUUAUACCUUCUAUAAUGGACCUUAAACUGUCAACAAAAAUAUCGAACCGUUCAUGUGAAUUAUUAUUAAUAUAAUUCUGACACAUAUUAAUAGGGGAUUUAAACAAAAUAUUAGUCCUAGCGGGAUUUACAUAAAAUAAUCUAAAAUGCCUAGAGUUUAUUCUUGGUACCUACCCGAAAAUUUAAACCAGCCAAAAGGGUGGGACAGUCAAUCUUGUUAUGAAUAAGGUUAUAUAAGAAUUUUAUGGAAAGAAUUUCUCUUCUUUUUGCUAAGGGUAUAAUAUUAAAUUUAUUUAAGUGUAAUUGACUAUCCAAACCUCUGGCUGGAAAGACACUUUCCUCUCUAAGCCAGAGAUACUUCAUAAACUUGCGUUGAAUGCGCUUAAUAUCCUCUAUCAGGUAGCUAAUAAUAAAUUGGGUACCAAAUUAGAGAUCCGUAUUCUAUUUUUGAGCGUAUGUAAGUGAAGAAAAGUACUUUUAAAGUAUUAAUAUUUUCAAAGUGCCGACAGUUUCAAUAAAUAAACCCCAACAAUUUGGCAGAGUCAGAAACUAUUUUUGCUACAUGCUUGGCGAAACUUAAUUUCGCAUCAUAAGUAAUUCCCAGAUCAAUCGCCUCAUCCACUCUGGCUAACACAACAUUAUUUGCUCUAUAGUCAAAAUUGAUUGGCAACAGUUUUCUAGAAAAUGAGAGAAUAGAGCAUUAAUUAACAUUUAAAUAUAGUCUAUUGACAUUGCAGCAAUUCUCUACUUUAUUAAGAUUUACUUGAAGGAAUUCGCAAUCGUCUUCAGUAUCUAUUUUUGUGAACAAUUUUAUCAUCCGCAAACAGUAAACUCUGACAACACAGUUUAGACAGUAAUUUGGUAAAAUCGUUUAUAAACAAUAAAAAGACAAGCGGGCCCAAAUUAGAUCAUUGCGGAACUCCCGAGCACACUUCAUGUAUAGGAGACUUAAAGCCUUUAUAUUCAACAAACUGUUUACGACCUCGUAAGUAAGAUUUUAUUAAAGCAACUAAAUCCUUCGGAAAACCAAAAAAUGUUAGCUUAUGAAGAAGUACAAAGUGGUCAAUUUGGUCAAAAGCUUUGUAGAAAUCAAGGUAUAUUACAUCAACCUAACCUCUAUUAUCCAAAUGCUGACACAAAUACUCAUUUAGGCAAGCCAGGUUUACUGUACAGGACCGAUUUUUGACGAAAGCAAAUUGAUUAGGUGCUAUGUCUAAUUUGACAUGGGCAUAUAUUCUAUUAUAAAGAACUAUUUCAAAAAGUUUUGAGAAAUUACAUAAAAUCGAUAUAGCUCUGUAAUAUUCUUGCAGUCUUCCAUUUAUCGGGAAAUACUGUUCAAGACAAGAUAAGAUUAAAUAUGUGGGCAAUAGGCCGUUGGUACUCCAUCGGUACCGGAGAUCAACUUACUUUUUAAUUUAUUAGAGGCGGUGACAAUUUCAUCUUCCGAAAAAUUAUAAGAGCAAUUUAGAGAGUUGUUAAUAGUCUGGCCCGAUUCAAUACCAACAUUAAUACUAGAUGGGUCCAUUAUCAUUGUGUUCCAAAGCCUUCUAGUUGCGAGGAUGUCCAGUUUAGCAAUAUGUCGUCGCUUAUCUUAAUGCUAUCAAAUCGCGAAGGCCAUGUUGUUUUCAUAGCGAUCCUAAUAUUUUAAUACUGCAAAUGAUUAAAAAUAUUUAUCGUUUUUUUUUUGUUUAAAAUUUGCUGUUUUAACAAGAAAAAAUAUAAUAUACAGGGAUUUCCAUUUAAAAAAAUGUUAUUUUACUGAAAAACUCACAAGCACGAUUCUCCAUUCUUUUUUUUCAUCAUUUUCUCAUUUUUACCAGUGUUAAAAAUGCUACUAGUUUGCUAAUUUAAACAAUUUUGUAUUUUCACUAAUAACAGGGUGGACACUUAAUUUGGAUAACUCUGUAUAGAUUAAUUUUAUUUUUAUUCAUUUUUGAUUUACUGUAAUAAACCUACAUGAUAUUAAUUUAUGUCUAUUUCCAAUCAAGAACGCUUUAUGCUAAACGCUUUUUUUCUUUUUAUUAAAUUUUUUUUAGAUGUGGUAGUGGAUGUUUUUUUUGUUAUCCUUUUUCCUAUCUUAUCUGUACUUCUUUUUAUUUACAUUUUUUUGACCGAAUUCUUAGAAGUUAACCCUAGACGGCAUAACACGUGCCACCUUGUUGAAUAUAAUUUAAAUGCGAGAUUUAUGACUAAAACUUUUAUUUGCAAAUUAUGUUAGUUUUUUUUAUAAAUGGCGUAAAUUUAGAUGAAUAAUAUAUUAUGGACCAAACAAGUGUUUAUCCUAUUUUGCACCAUUAAAUGGAAUAUUCGUUUAAAAACAAAUAUGGGGUAGAUUCUCCUCCUUUUAUCUUUAUUGUGUAUACGAACUAGUAAAUUAUUAUUUAUUGAAAGGAGUCUGCCAAUACAACGAAUUGUUUUUUUACUGUAGAUGAAUUUGUAUAGCGUUAGAGUAAACUAAAAAAUCUCUAUUCUGACUCCCAUUUAUAUCACUUUAUGGUAUUUUUUUAGGGAUCUAUCCUGCUAUUUUUCUCUUGUAACUUUGAUAGAUAGAUAUUGUGUUGUAUAAUGUAACUAGUUGAUAAGCGAUAGGCUAGACUAUAUGAUGAAGUUUUACAGUGAAUCAGUAAACAUUUUUGACCAAUAUUUUCAAGCUAUACUAGUUUUUACUAUAAUAAGUCUCUCUCCUAACUUUUGAAUUAAAUUAAAAAAAUAUAUCUUUUGUGGAAAUUACUAUUGGAAACUUUCAAAAUGUGAUGAGAGCCAAAACAAUUUUAGUAACAAAGAAUUGCUAAUUUUAAAUAAAAAUUAUUAAACUAUUUGCCACCUGUAAGGAAGUAACUUAAUAAUUCUACCCACAAAGGCAUCGUAGAUUCUCCACCUAACAAAUAAAACGAGCUAUUUUUCAAUAUUAAAAAAGAUUUAUUUUCGUUCAAAAAAAAAUUAUUACCAUUUUACUUUUAAUAAUUAAUAAUAUUAAAACAUUACAUAGAAAUGCGACAAUGCACUUAGAACCAAAUAAUAAAUUACUAAACUUGCAAAAUAGAUAUUUAUAUAGAUAAAAUCACAAGCGGUUUUUUUAACAUGCGGCAAAAAACCCAAAUUUUCCGUUAUGGGCUCACGAUUUUGAUACGAUCAGUGUGGCCGUAGGUGCCAAACCUAGAAAAAUAAGAUAUAGAUAAUAUUAAUAAAACAAAUGUCAAUUAUU